AUGGCCAUCAGGCUCAUCGGAUUCGGUGACUCAAUUUGCACCCUCAGAGUUAUUACAUGUCUUAAUGAAUUAGGUCUUUCUUAUAAAUUAACACCACAAGCCGGUGGUUACGCUGGUUUAAAAAAUAAGGAUUAUCUCGCUAAUAAACACCCUUUUGGAAAAGUACCAGUCCUUUACGAUGAUAAUUUUAAAAUUACUGAAUCUCCUGGUUUAGUUGAACAAUUAAUUUCUUAUGAAUCAAGUUACUUUGAUUCACCUGUUUCAAAAAUUUUAUUUCAAGAAAUAUAUGCGAAAUAUAUGGGUAAAACUUCGGAUCCCGUAGUAGUUAAGCGUGCCCGUGAGAAAACUGAAGGAGUCUUAAAUGUUUACGAUAAGCUUUUGGAAGGAAAAGAAUAUUUAAAUGGAAAAUUUUCUUUAGCUGAACUCUUCCAUUAUCCAAAUACUUAUUUCGCUCACAUUGCCAAUCAUUCUGAUUUGUGGGAUAAAAAAUCUAAUGUUAAAAAAUGGUGGGAUGGGUUGAAUAAUAGAGAUGCCUGGAAAAAAUCUUUGGAAGAUAUUAAAA
Molecule: messenger RNA, 562 nt
Organism: Dentiscutata erythropus
Lineage: Eukaryota; Fungi; Glomeromycota; Glomeromycetes; Diversisporales; Gigasporaceae
Source: the annotation of a GenBank genome assembly